Messenger RNA from Cladophialophora immunda, 1907 nucleotides. RefSeq lists its product as uncharacterized. Bases 177 to 1310 code for a protein of 377 amino acids. The record is from RefSeq and is a predicted model, not a curated record. The transcript has 2 exons. Lineage: Eukaryota; Fungi; Ascomycota; Eurotiomycetes; Chaetothyriales; Herpotrichiellaceae.
CCGCAACACGCCCAAAGAGGAAUCUCCCACACCAUCCCUCUCACCGUGUGCUCUUCCCUUAACUCCUGCCUCCGAUUCUCCUGCUGCCUUGUUAUAGUCCUCACCGUCCUCUUGACCUGGCUAUCUAAUCUCCCCUUGCUGAUUCCUCAAUCGUAUCAGAUUGCACCACCACAGCCAUGUACAUCACGCCUGCGCUGGUCGCCGCCUGUCUCACCCUGGAGGCGUCCGCCUUCCUGGUACCUCUCGAGGUUGCAACGGCGGCGAAGCAGGCAAAGUCGGAACUCGCCUCGCUCCUCGCGACCACUGGUCAUACCGUCGACCUUGACUGCCCGGGAUGUCCAUACUUUGGCACUGAAGACACGGCCGGACUGCAAGGAGAUGUUGAGAACAAGAUCCAUCUCGAAUUCGAGAUCGACUCGCAGCUCGGUCUGACCAUAAAUGACCUCCCUAUCUUCUCCUCCGAUCCCAAUACCGCCUCCAUUCCCUACAUCAUCUCAGCCCCUCAGAUCAGAGUAGAAGACGGUCAACAAACCGACCCUGUCCAGCUGGACUUUGCGUGGGAGAGGUUAACACCCAUCACGUCCACCGAAGAACCCGACAAGCGUAUCCACCCUAUUCGGUUUACGAUCCUCGGUCUUCAAGGCUACCCUGUAAAGGUCGACACCAUCGCCAUCGAUCUCCUCCAGACCCCCGAUCAAACCUCCAUUGCCCGCAUAACCACAAUCCCUUUCGAGGACACACCCGGCGCCACAACUUGCGACACGACCUCAAGAUGGUCUCUUUGCCGUCUACGGGCCAUUAUCGCCGCCCGUCUUCAAGCCAUCAUGGAAGCGGCCAAAGCACGUGCCUCUACAGCGACCAAGGGCUGGAUGAGCGAUGGUAGCAAGGGCUGCCGUGGCCGCAAGGGUCCCAAAACUUUCGGUUCUAAGCAUGCUGAAGGUCCUCGUCACGGCCACCACAAGGGCGGUCCUCAUCAUCACGGUCACCAUCGUCAUCACCGCUUCCACCGCUUUGGCCACAUGCUGCACCAAACGCUACGUUUCUUUGUUAUCCCCGCUCUCCUGGGAGUUAUUGGUGGUCUCAUGGCCAGUGCCAUUGGUAUGCUCGUCGGCCAGAUGAUUUCCUACCUGUGGAUCAGAUUCCACCGCAAUGGCCAACGCGGUACCGCAAGCCAUGAUAUUCGCGUCAUUGAGAUUGUGGUUGAUGAGGAAGAGAAGGAUGCCUUGAUCAUGAGCUCGCAGAUCGACAGCGAACUCCCUCCCCCGCCAGAAUAUAAGGAUGUCGAAGCUGGUGCGCAGGAGAAAAUAUAGUAAAUUCAAUUACCGCCAACAAAAACGCCCUCGACCAGAACCGGACCCAUGAUCAAAAUUGGGGAUGAGUUGGAAAUAAUCAAAGGGGAAGCGCAAGACGGACAAACAAAACCCACAAAUAUACAUUUUAUGAGAUACCCCAGAGCAUUGCAGGUGUUUUUGAUCGAGCGUUAAGAGGAGGAUCACUGCGCGGGAUUACAAUCGAGAUUGUCCCCAACAUUACAUACGAGGAUUUUGUCUGGUGUCGGUCCUCGAGGAGGUUGAUCGCCAAUGUAUAUGACGAGAUUCCGAUCCUUCUUACACGCAGCCCCGUGCACCACGCACCACGGCCAUCUCGGGUGGAUGGCGGAUGCAUUAAUUCUUUACCCGACCGCAAUGACGUCUCGGGAUUUGGAUGAGUGCGCGGCGUUUAUCACUCUGGGAUGGGGGGAGCAGAUCAUCGGAUAAGAUAGGAUAGGAUACAGGAUAGGCUAUGAUAUAGGAUUGGAGACUGUACUAUUAUAUACCAUACCGAGUACCUAUACUUUGACAUAUCCAGCCAAUGAGCCCACCGCUAUGAGAAGCUUACGACGUGUUGCGAGCGACAUAGUUAUCUAG